CAGGGAGAAAGUCCCCGUCAGUCUGGUGGCAGCUUCACCUCAGCGUUGUCUUUGAACCUCUGCAACAUGAUAAAGUCUCUGAGUUUGUCCUCCGAAGGCUCGCUGCCGCCGCCGCUGGAGGACGACGUGGACUCGGUGUGUUCGGACGAGCUGCUCGGCUCUCAGUCCCGCCGCUGGCUGGCGGACUGUCUGACCGAGGACAUGCCUCCGGAGAGCGGAGACUUCUACACGGUGGGCCGGGACGGGCUGUUCGUGGACUACCACUUCCCGCUGGGAGAGCUGGAGAUGCAGUCCGGUGUCCGGUGGAAGAGACCGAAGGAACUCUGUCCUUCACCUCAGUUCAUCGUGGACGGAGCUACUCGGCUGGACAUCUGUCAGGGAAAACUCAAUGACUGCUGGUUACUUUCUGCCAUCGCUUCUCUGUCGGUGCAUCGAUCUCUGCUGAAGAAAGUCGUGCCUCUGGAGCAGAACUUCCAGGACGGAUACAACGGCAGCUUCACCUUCAGGUUCUGGCAGUAUGGUCAGUGGGAGGAGGUGAGGAUCGAUGACCUGCUGCCCACUCAGAACAACAAUCUGAUCUACCUCAGCUCUCCGGAGAAACACGAGUUCUGGAGCUCGCUGCUGGAAAAAGCUUACGCCAAGCUGAAAGGCGGCUACAGAGCUCUGGACAUGGGUUUCCCUCACGAGGCGAUGGUCGAUAUGACCGGUGGAGUGACAGAGGUUUUGAAAGUGCCGUCGCUGCCCAGAGACCUGCCAGCGUUCCUCAGAAACCUGCUGGCUAAAGGAGCUCUGAUCAACUGUGCCAACACGCAGGGUCCUCUGGAGCAGCAGAGCGAGCUGGGAAUCAUGUACCGACAUGCUUAUUCUCUGACUGCAGUUGAGAAGGUAAAGACGGCUCACGGCAUCGUAGAUUUGGUGCGAAUCAUGAAUCCUUGGGGCAACACAGAGUGGCAGGGGCCCUGGAGUGACCUGAAAGGUCCAGAGUGGAACACAGUGAGUGUGGAGGAGCAGCAGCGACUGGGCCGAGUGAGGAGGGAAGACGGAGAAUUCUGGAUGUCGGUGUCAGACUUCAGACAACACUUCGAGAUGAUGGAGGUUUGUCACCUGACUGAAACUCUCAGCAUAUCAGGCUGCAGCGUGUCGCCGUGGUGCUGCAUCAUACAUCAUGGGAGCUGGGUGCCGAACAUCACAGCGGGAGGCCCUGCACAGAGCGGUUGUUUUUCGAAGAACCCUCAGUUCUACUUCAUUCUGUCGGAGGUCGACAGCUGCCCGGAGAGAUCUAAGAAGACCUGCUCCUUUGUCCUGGCUCUGAUGCAGAAAUUCCAGAGACGUCGAGGCAUCGACCUGGCCAUCGCCCUGCACGUUUACCCGGCCCAUCCUAAGAACACCUACCUGUCGCCUAACGACCUGAGAGCCUGCCCCCCCAUCCUCUGCAGCCCCCAGUACUCGUCUCGUCGGGAGGUCGUCCUUCGCGGCUCGCUUCCGCCCGGUCGUUACGUCAUCGUCCCCUCCACCUCAGAGCCCAAUCAGCAGGGAGAUUUCCUCCUCCGGGUGCUGACCGAGCGGGGCAACACCGCCACGCCAGCUCAGAAACCAGCUCCACAAGAAAACGCUUCAGUAACAGAGCAUUCUUUUCCUCACCAAGUUGCUCUUCCUUCACCUAAAUCUACCAGACAGCUGUUCAAGAAGCACUGCAACAAGAAGGGAUUCUGCAAACCGCUGCAUCUCUACAACCUCCUGACUGAGGCCAUACAGGGAGGAGUGCUCGCCGGCAGUGAGAAGUAUUUGGCUCUGGAGCACUGCAAGAGUCUGGUGGUCCUCAUGGAUAGUCAAGGCAUCGCUCAGCUGAACUGGGACGAGUUUCUGAGUCUGUGGGACAAGAUUAGAAAGUGGACGGAUAUUUUCUUGUUCUAUGACAAGAACAAAACUCAGCGUCUGGAGUAUCAGGAGGUGUCUCUGGCUCUGAGGGCAGCAGGCAUCAUGGUGGACGAUCUGGUGAUGCAGCUGGUUGGACUCAGAUACACGGAACCCGACAUGACGAUCAACUAUCCUGGAUUCUUGUACCUGCUGAUGAAGCUGGAGAGUAUGAUCCAUAAAUUCCAAGCGUACGACAUGGUGGGGAUGGGAACCGUCACCAUCAGCUACAGACAGUGGCUCCACAUGACCAUGUACAACUGAACUGACUCACAUUCACCAGGAUCCACUUCUCUUUAUCUUCUGAUCAUUUCAAUGCUUUUAUUUCUUCUUAAACGUCUUCUGCUGUUAGUUUUUCCUCUCGUUUGUCGUCGAGCCGUCAAACAGUAACAGCGAAAACGUCGGCGGUUAAACGUUAAAGCGAUGUGAAGUUUAUGAUUCACCGAGUCGCUGAAACUUCGCUUAUUUCUUCUAUCGACUGUGAAAUCGUUCAUCCGGCGUCUAAAUUAGAGAUUUAAGGCCUCCGUCCUGCAGCCUGAUGGGAAAAUAAACAGAAAAAUAACCACAAUUUAUAGCCAAAAUACACUGUUUCUGCUCAUCGGUGCUGCUUUUGUGAUGAAAUAAAGUCAAAUAUGACAAUCUGAUGCAGUAAAUUCAUACAAACGUGCAUUUUUAUUUCACUUUCACUCCUUUUUUCAUCUUCAAAUGUUCCACAUUGACGACUCUUAAAUGUUUUAUUUGACAUUUCAUUCUCCUCCGUGAUGCAUUUCUUUGUUAAAUGAAAAACAAUGAACUGAAUGAUCCAUUUAUCCUGCUGGAUGUGUGAUUGUAAAACAUGUACAUAAAGAGCUGUGUGAAUAAAGAAUGUGAAAAACA
Molecule: messenger RNA, 2790 nt
Organism: Amphiprion ocellaris (clown anemonefish)
Lineage: Eukaryota; Metazoa; Chordata; Actinopteri; Pomacentridae
Exons: 20
Coding region: 67-2178 (703 amino acids)
Biological process (GO): proteolysis
Cellular component (GO): cytoplasm
Molecular function (GO): calcium-dependent cysteine-type endopeptidase activity; calcium ion binding
Source: RefSeq, a predicted model, not a curated record